GGUUGCUAAAGUUAAAAACAAAAAAUCAUGAUUCAUGGAGGAAUGAAUAUUACCAUCUGUGUGCAUAAAGAAAGGACAAGCGUGAAACCCACUCUCAUAAAAUCUCUUCCCCUUUUAUUUAUCUCUGUUUUUGAGAACUGAGUGAUCUCCAUUCAGAUUGGAGAGAGAGAUUAUGGGGUUCACUUUACUUUUCUCUUCUUUUCUCGUUUACUGAACACACACAGAAGAAAGCAGCAGCAGCAGCGGCAGCCCAUUCUUCUUCUUCAAGUAUGGCUGUGGGGCAGAACGCUGCACAGAAAUCGUUGUUUGAUGCGCUUUACUGCGAAGAACAAAGCGAAAUCGUUCAGGAUUUCCCUACCAGAGGCAGAGAGAGAAAUCUCCUCCUCCCCUCUCUGCUUUUCCUGGAACACGAUUUGUUCUGGGACGAUGAAGAGCUUCGCUCCCUUUUCCGCAAAGAGAGAGAGAUCAAAAUCGAACCCGAAACCUGUCUCCACCGCGAAUCACGCUUUUCUCUUUCGAGAAGAGAAGCCGUCGUGUGCAUCCUCAAAAUCAAUAGAAAUCACGGUUUCUCAACCCUAACUGCGAUUCUCGCAGUCAACUAUCUCGACAGAUUCCUCUCCAGCUGCGUCGGUUUUCAGAGAGAGAAGCCAUGGAUGAUGCAGCUCGCUGCUGUUGCUUGCCUCUCUUUAGCUGCUAAAGUUGAAGAAACUCACGUUCCUCUUCUCCUAGACCUUCAAGUGGGGGAUUCGAAGUAUGUGUUCGAGGCGAAAACCAUACAGAGAAUGGAGCUGUUGGUGCUCUCAUCCCUGAAAUGGAGGAUGAAUGCAGUGACCCCACUUUCAUUUCUUGAUCACAUUGUGAGAAGGCUUGGGCUGAAGAGCUAUGUUCACUGGGAAUUUCUCCGGAGCUGUGAAGAUCUCCUCCUCUCUGUUCUUCCCGAUUCAAGAAUGGUAUGUUAUCUGCCAUCUGUAGUGGCUGCACUGGCCACAGCCACAAUGCUUCACGUUAUUCAUCAACUGCAAGUUGAGCUUCGCAAUGGCAAUGCCUUUGACUAUGAAAACCACCUUCUUACUCUGCUCAAAACAACCAAGGUGCAGGAGGAAGUGGAUGAUUGCUAUGAAGUGAUAUCAGAUGUAGUUUCAAAAGCUGAAAUGAGUGGUUGUGAUAAUGAGUCAUGGGUUGGAGUAACAUCAUCCCCAUGCUCGUGCAUUUCUUCUUGUUCUUCUUCUUCAACACCCCAACAGCAACAGCAGCCUAUUUUCAAGAAAAGGAGAGUUGAAGAACAGCAGAUGAAAUUGCCAUCACUGAUGAGCAGAGUUUUUGUGGAUGUUGUUGUUGCCACCCCUCAUUAAUCAGAAUCUCAUUCUCUCUCUCUCUCUAGAAUUAAAACUUGUCUACUGCAUUCAUGAUUUAUGUUAGUACAAUUUGUAUGGGAGUAAAAGUUAAAAUUGGUGUCCAUCAAGAAACAAGAGGAGAAGGUAUGUAGAUAAAGAGAAAGAGAGAGAGAGAGAGUUAUUGGUAGUUGGGGAGUGGGAGAAAGAGUAAAAAGGACGGAGAAGCAAUGAAGAAUGUCUGCACUCUCUGUUUCUCUAUUUCUGUUCAAUUACAUAUUUAUUUCCCUUUUCUGUC
Molecule: messenger RNA, 1629 nt
Organism: Sesamum indicum (sesame)
Lineage: Eukaryota; Viridiplantae; Streptophyta; Magnoliopsida; Lamiales; Pedaliaceae
Product: cyclin-D3-3
Source: RefSeq, a predicted model, not a curated record